This is a messenger RNA of Pieris napi, 2102 nucleotides long. RefSeq lists its product as uncharacterized. Lineage: Eukaryota; Metazoa; Arthropoda; Insecta; Lepidoptera; Pieridae. The record is from RefSeq and is a predicted model, not a curated record. Bases 1088 to 1783 code for a protein of 231 amino acids. The transcript is spliced from 3 exons.
AUUCCUAAAGAAUUGAACUAAAUACAUCAUAGUGAUUACCGUCGAAUGUAACCGCAGUCAAUCAGCCGUGGUAUGUGCACCGAAUGAGCUAACUGUUACAAAUUUAAAUGAUUAAGCCAAGAGAUUAUCUGGUAGGCGUAAACAUUAAUAACCGGAAACAUGCGCAAUCUAUGCUAACAAAAUGGAAAGGUUAAUUUUGACGUUAGGCCGGAAACUGCACUAAGAAUUUUUAUACCACAGAUCUUUAUAAAAUGGCGGUUAGGUACUUGUCUAUUGCUCUGUUGCUUAUUUUUCUUAGAAGAGAAAAGAUAGAGGCUAAAUGGUAAUGCGAAUAAUUAAGUAAUUAGCUAUUUUGCAAAUCCAAUCGCAAAUGUAAUAUUUCAUUGACUAUAAUGUAAUUAUAUUAUGUUCAUAGGUACUCUAUGGUACAGAACAGAAUUCACAUAUAUGAGGAGGAAGAAAAGACGAUAUCUUAUUAAAAAUAUAUUAUGUUGGAGUGCCUAAAUAAUCUCAUCCAUAUAUUUAUUGCAAAGAUAAAAGAGGGCAGGAGACCCUAGACACCCGUCACGAUCCUAUUUCCUUUCAAUUAUUUCGUCAUAAUUAAGUCUUAUUAAACUUAAAAAUGGUAUUGGAUCAAAUGGCAUUGUGCCCUUUGUUUUGUGUUUUUUCUGGGUAUGAGUCAUUUGCACUUCGUAAAAUUUAUUUUAGAAUUCUUGAUUAGCAACAUAAACCAUUUAUAGCAACUUGAUAAAAAAAAUAGGAACCAAAAAUUACAGAAAAAGUAAUAGGUAAUACUAUUUUGUAUUGGUUUGAAUUAUUACUAAAUUAAGUAAACUAUAAAUUUAUUAAGAUGCACAAGACAAUAUUUAUUUCGCUCUACAAACGUACAAAUAUAAAAGAAUUCAAAUUGAAUUUUAAAAACACAAACUAUUAAAUAAUUGCAAAUGAUACAAAAUAAGGUAGUAACUUUUUUUUGUCUACCCUCAUAUUUUUAUGAGCACACUUUUUUUACUUUAAUGAGAUAUACUGAUCUGUGACACACAUUUCCACACCUCAAUUGCUACAGGUAGUCGUUUACUUUAAAAAAAUGUCUAGCGGUGAUCAAGAGGAACAGCGGAAUAGAUUAAUAAGAAGCAUGUUCGUGAAUCUACAACCUCUAAAUUCUCCACAACGAGAAACUGCUGAAGAAGUAUACUCCAAUGCACCACCCACUCCAGAACUUACCAUUGAAUAUGUUCGGUUGAGGAAUGAUGACGAUGAAUUGACUGAUCCUGAAAGACUAGAAAAUUAUAUCAAGACGCUUAGAGCGGAAAGUGAGGCGAAAAAAAAGCAAAGGCGUGUAGAUGACGACAUAUCUACUGACGAAUUGGAAGAAAAUGAUGAUUCCACCGACAACUUAGAUAAUCGUUCCCUUGAAGAGGUCCGACGUAGGACGACUUCAUGGGAGUACAGUCCCAUACUACAACGAUUUUCGGACUCUCCUCGCCAUCCUGCCUUACUUACUAAGUCACCAUCAUCGCCAGAGCAGCAAACAAACCUGCGUCGAUCGUCACGUAAAAGGAAGAAAGUCGAGUUCCGAUCUAUGAAUUUAUCCACUACGCCCGAACGUCCUUCAACUUCCCGACCAUCUAGGCAGAAAGAGGUAUCCAGGCGUCCAAGUGCAAAGUUCAGGCGUACGGUCAAUACUAGAACAAUAGGUACGCAGACGGUGGAUUAUUGGUUCAAUAUGUUAAUGGACGAUUAUUGUGAGUACGACAUUAUUCCACGACAACAGGCUCAAUGAUUAUUGUAUCUAUGUUAAAUCUCUACGUCUUUUUUUACGAGAUAAGAAGUGGAUCAGUUGAAAAGUUUGGUGUGUGUGUAACUUAAUACAAUAUUAAAAUAUGUAUCUUUGGUUUUCCUGUUUCAAAUACGUAGCCUUGAUCAAUUUGAUUGUUUAAUAAUUUACUGUUUCUAUUAAGUAUGUUUCUUUAAACAUUUGAUCUCUCGUAUUCUCCGUGCUAGCAGAAUAGAAAGCGAGAUCCACGAAUUGUCAGUGGGUAAAUACUUUGUUUUUAAUACUAAAUGUUAAUGGAAUUACACAACAUUCUUCACACAUCUUG